UUAUUAUAUUAGGCAUUAGCUCAAGUCAAUAAGUAUUCAAACUCAUACCAAUGACUUGGUAAAUACAAAGAUAAAAGACUUUCCUGGAAAUUAUAGCCAAUUGAAUGCUUAGAAGUCAAGCACUCUGGCCCAGAAAUUACUUGGCAGAAAUACUGGAAAACAAUAAGCUAGAGCCAAUUGUUUCAUUAUAAGCUUAUAUUAAUCUGCUGACCAAUUAGUAUGAAUCUUUUGCUUUUGUUGUAAACUUGUAAUUGAUGAUGGUUGUUCAUUGUUCAAGAACUGAAAACCAAAAUAUGUUUCGUUUUCCAGUACUGUUUUUGCUUUGUUCUGUCAUCAUCUCUCUCUUUUGUGAUCUUGCUUAUGCUGACCCUCCAUAUAAGCUAUGCUCAAACACUUCCUACUAUUCAGAUAAUAGUACGUUUCAGACAAACCUCAACACUCUGCUCAAUUCAUUACCUUCCAAUGCUUCUGUUUCCAAGUUGUACAAUACAUCCUUUGGAAAUGAGCCAGAUAAAGUCUUUGCUCUCUACAUGUGCCUCGACUAUCUUGAUCCCGGUUCCUGUCAUGAUUGCAUAAACAUGGCGCAACAAGACAUUGCAAACAUAUGUCCUUACUCCAAAGAAGCGGUUGUAUGGGAGGAGAACUGUCAACUGCGCUACUCCAAUCAGAAUUUCUUUGGCAGAUUGAAUGUAGAUGACAACAUCCCCUUAGAUAACAAGAAGAAUAUUUCAGUUCCUGAAAAAUUCGAGACAGUUGUGAACAAGACGCUGAGUAACCUCGCUGAGCAGGCGGCUUUUAAUCAUUCACUGAACAUGUAUGCCACUGGUGAAGUACCCUUUCAACAUAAAAUGGUAUAUGCUCUUGUGCAGUGCACUACAGACUUAUCUGGGGAAGACUGUGAUAUAUGCCUUGUGAGAGCUAUAGAAGAUGUUUUAAGAGCGUUCUAUUUCUCCAUCGGUGCGAGACUUCUCAGUCGUAGUUGUUAUCUGAGGUAUGAGUUUUAUCCCUUCUAUGACGGGGCAACGUCUGAAGCUUCUACUGCUAAUAACAAAGGAGGGAGGAAAAUAUGGUUGAUCACAAUCCUUACAAUUGUGUCAGCAUGCCUGGGGGUACUACUUGUAGUCUCCUGUGUCUGUCUUGCAAUGAGAAAAUCGAAGAAAAAAGGGAAUAGAGAAAUUUUAGGACAGCAUGAUUUGUUCCAUAAACAAAAUGACACAAAAGCUCAGGAGUACCCCUAUUUUAGUUUGGCUUCUAUACAUGCAGCUACUAACAAAUUCUCUGAUUCAAAUAAGCUUGGGGAAGGUGGUUUUGGCCCAGUUUACAAGGGUGUACUGAGGGAUGGAAAGGAAGUGGCAAUCAAGAGGCUUUCAUGCUAUUCCGAGCAAGGUUUGGAGGAAUUCACAAAUGAGGUUUUACUGAUAAUGAAACUUCAGCAUAAAAAUCUUGUCCGGCUCUUAGGUUUCUGUGCUGAUGGAGAAGAAAAACUGCUUGUAUAUGAAUACAUGCCAAAUAGCAGCUUAGAUGUCAUCCUCUUUGAUUCAAUGAAACGUGCACAACUUGAUUGGACCAGACGUGUGAGCAUCAUUAGUGGAAUUGCAAGGGGAAUUCUCUACUUGCACGAGGAUUCUCGACUUAGAAUCAUCCACAGAGACUUGAAAGCUAGCAAUGUAUUACUGGACAAUGAGAUGAACCCAAAGAUCUCAGAUUUUGGCAUGGCAAGGAUCUUUGCAGGAAGUGAAGGACAAGCUAAUACUGCUACAAUAGUUGGGACUUAUGGAUAUAUGGCCCCGGAGUAUGCUAUGGAGGGACUGUACUCUGUCAAGUCCGAUGUUUAUGGCUUUGGAGUACUCUUGCUUGAGAUCAUAACUGGGAGAAGGAACACUGGCUUUCAUUUACUAAAACGUGCGCCUAGCCUCGUAACUUAUGCAUGGAAAUUAUGGGAUGAAGGAAAAGGGUUGGAGCUAAUUGAUCCGUCACUGGUUGGUUCAUGUGAUCCAGAAGAAUUCUUAAGAUAUCUCCACAUUGGUUUGUUGUGUGUUCAAGAAGAUGCAAAUGACAGGCCAACCAUGUCUUCUGCAGUCGUAAUGUUGAAAAGCGAAACUGUAAGUCUCACUCAACCUGAAAAACCCGCUUUCAACAUGGGAAGAUUCACUAAUCAGCAUACUGAGGGAGGUGCUGAUAGUUGCUCAAUUAAUGGAUUAACAGUUUCUAAUAUCAUGCCUCGGUAACGAAGUUGAUUCAUGGAUGGCAUGGAAAUUGUAAUGCACUGAUGCUUUGUCCUACCAGGCACAUAGUAUUUAAAUUGUGUAUUUGCUUUCUGUUGACUUUACUUGAUCUGUAAUCUGUAGUAAGUGCAAUUAUUUAAUACAGAGCCCUCAGAUUGUGAAUAUUAUCCCCAUGUAAAUUCCAAUCUUUGAA
Rosa rugosa (rugosa rose) is the source of this 2418-nucleotide messenger RNA. Its product is annotated as cysteine-rich receptor-like protein kinase 25. The record is from RefSeq and is a predicted model, not a curated record. The coding region runs from base 255 to 2228 and encodes 657 amino acids. Gene Ontology annotation, biological process: protein phosphorylation. The transcript has 7 exons. Lineage: Eukaryota; Viridiplantae; Streptophyta; Magnoliopsida; Rosales; Rosaceae. Gene Ontology annotation, molecular function: ATP binding; protein kinase activity.